Molecule: messenger RNA, 2638 nt
Organism: Anolis carolinensis (green anole)
Lineage: Eukaryota; Metazoa; Chordata; Lepidosauria; Squamata; Anolidae
Gene: tpx2
Product: TPX2 microtubule nucleation factor
Exons: 18
Coding region: 163-2364 (733 amino acids)
Biological process (GO): activation of protein kinase activity; regulation of mitotic spindle organization
Cellular component (GO): spindle; microtubule
Source: RefSeq, a predicted model, not a curated record
CCCUCGUUCUGCCCAAUCAGGUUGCGCGCAAGGGAGCAGCGCGCGCGCGAGGUGAUUGGCCAGUUUGGAACUGAGGCAGAAAUUUGAAAUUAACGUCGGAGAGAGGCAGGAGCAGAAGCACGGCUCCGGUUUGAGGUAUCUGCUCCAGGUCUCCAGAUUAAAAUGGCUGAAGAUAUAUAUUCUUUCGAUGUUCCUGAAUGUUCAAACUUUAAAGACAUGAACGAUAAUGAUGGUGUUGAUGCUUGGUUUGAUCUUAGGAUGCCAAAGCUGUCUACUCCCAAAGGAGCAUUCAUGCAGAAAACCUCGGCAUCAAGGACUAAGCUCCCACAUGCCUUCAUCACGCCGAUCAUGAAAGCCAAUGAUCAAUGCACUGAAACUGUGACAGAGCAGACGGUCAGUCACAAUGAGGAGGCAACACCAGCUUCUGGCAAGACAUCAGGAAGAGCGGCAAGGAGGGUCUCAGCUCGACGGAAGAGUGCCCAGCGAAGAAUCAUGGCCAAAUGCCAGGCGGAGAGAAAUGCUGCUGUCUUGGCCAGCAAGCAAGAAUCUCCUCCUCCAAAGAAACAAAGAUUCUGUAUCAGAGGUCCUAUGAAGCCAUGUGCACCUCCCCGCACACUGAGAUCUGCUCAGCGGGAGAAGCUGUGUGAAAUACCCUUGAACAGGUAUGUCACUCCAGCGAAGGCCAAAGUUCCAGUCGCAUCUGCAACGCCAAAGAGGAGGAAUCCCUCUGUCAAGGGAAAGACCACAGAGGAGCUAGAGGUGGAAAAGAUGCAAAAACUACAGCAAGAAGUGGUUGAGCUGCGCAGGAAGAAUGAGGAGUCUCUUAAAGCAGCCAUCGCUGGACCAGGUCAACCUAUGAAGAUGGCGAUCCAUGUAACAAAGCCAGUAGACUUCCAUUUCUCCACAGAUGACAGGAUUAAACAGCACGGGGAAAACCAGCCUGCCUCAGAAUACAAGGAGGUGGACUUUGUGGCAGCCCUGAGGAAACACCCGCCGUCUCCGGCCCAAUUGCCCAAAAGACCCACAAUCCCAAAGCCGUUCAAUCUCUCCCAGGGCAACAAAAGGAAGUUUGACGAAACCCAUGGAGAAUAUGUGUCCUUGGCUCAGCAAGUAGAAAACUUCCAGAAAAACACUCCCCCACGUUACCACCUAAGAAGCAGGAAAGUCAACGAAGGCACAAAUGAGAACAGACCUUUAAAACCCAAGUUGACAAUAGCAAAAACUCCCCGCCUUGAAACUAGGUCUCGUUCCAGGCCUGCUACCUGCAAGAGUACUGCUGAACUGGAGGCUGAGGAGAUUGCCAAGCUUCAGCAGUACAAGUUCAAAGCUCAGGAACUCAACCACCGGAUCUUGGAGGGAGGUCCCCUCUUGCCCAAGAAGCCACCAACGAAAGAACCCACCAAACCGAUUGGCUUCAACUUGGAGAUAGAGAAGCGCAUUCAGGACCGUGAGAACAAGAAACCGCAGGAGGAGGAACACUAUGAGUUCCACUCAAGGCCGUGCCCUAUUAAAAUCCUGGAGGAUGUGGUGGGUGUUCCAGAGAAGAAACAGGUUCCCGUCACAGUUCCCAUGUCUCCAGCUUUUGCCCUGAAGAACAGAGUUAAUGCCUUGGCAAGAGAAGAGAAAAAGAAGGAAGAAGUAGUUCCCGUGAUCAAAGCCAAGCCAGUGCCACACUUUUUGGUGCCCUUCAAGCCAAAGACCACAGAGCCAAGACAAGUGGAGAUUUGCCCCUUUUCCUUUGACUCCCGGGACAAAGAAAGGCUGCUCCAGAAAGAGAAAAAAAUUGAAGAGCUUCAGAAAGAAGAGGUCCCCAAGUUCAAAGCUCACCAGCUGCCUCAUUUUGAUCGCAUCACCUUGCCGGAGAAGAAGGUGAAGAGCCCCACCAAACCAGAGCCCUUCCAGCUAGAAAUUGAUAAACGAGGGGCCAUGUGGCAAGAAAUGUGGCAGCAACAGCUAAAGGAAGAAAUGAAGAGGCAGAAGGAGGCUGCCACUUUCAAGGCCCAGCCUAGUACUGUGCUCAAACAGGAGCCCUUUGUGCCAAAGAAGGACUGCAAGACCAUUUUAGAGGCUCUUUCUGAUUCUGCAGCUCCCGAGGGCUUUGAGCUGGCCACAGAGGAGCGCGCCCGAAAGCGGCAGGAGUAUGAGAAGGCCCAGGCCGAGAAGGAGGCCCUGAAGGCGCAGCUCCAAGAGGCAGCCAGGCGUGCUGAGGAGGAGCGCGAGAAAAAGGAGGUGGCCAGGCUCAGAGAAGAGAUGGUGCACAAAGCCAACCCCAUCCGCAAGUACCAGAGAGUGGAGGUCAAGGGCAGUGAUCUGCCACCGACAAUCCCUAAGUCUCCCAAGUUCUCUGACCGAUUCCAGCGUUGAUGAGACCCCCGUCCCCCCAAAGCCUAUCUACCCAAGAAGCAAGAGGACUUCCUUCCUUGGGCUGUUUUCUUAACUGGCCCCCUUCACAUAGACUUUUCCCCUCAAAACUGUCACUGGCCGGUUUUUGUUAUGGCUUCAUUUCCUGGACUAGACAGUAUUCUGACUAUGGUAAUUUCCAGACUCCAUUUUCAUUUUAGAGUGUCUCCAUCUUUUCAGAAAAGCCUGUUGUUAUUAUGUUGACUAUUGUAUACAAAAAUAAAGUGUUUUUACUGGG